Molecule: messenger RNA, 3603 nt
Organism: Oncorhynchus keta (chum salmon)
Lineage: Eukaryota; Metazoa; Chordata; Actinopteri; Salmoniformes; Salmonidae
Product: capping protein inhibiting regulator of actin dynamics-like
Exons: 1
Coding region: 313-2259 (648 amino acids)
Biological process (GO): microtubule anchoring at centrosome
Cellular component (GO): centrosome
Source: RefSeq, a predicted model, not a curated record
GGGAAGGGGAAGGCUGUGAACACCGCAGGAGGCAGAGGGAGGAGAGGGAAGGGGAAGGCUGUGAACACCACAGGAGGCAGAGGGAGGAGAGGGAAGGUGCUGUCUGAGGAGGGAGAGAGUGAGAAAGAAGAAGAGGUGGAGGUGAUUGAGCAAGGGAGAAGAGGAAGAAAGAGUGUGAAACAACAGAAAGAGGGAGAAAAAGAAAGACUUGAGAGGGAACAGAGAGAGGAGGAAGAGGGAAUAGAAAAGGAAAGACAAGAACAGGCUGAGAAGGAACGGUUGCAGAAGGAAAAGGUAGAAUCAGAAAGGGUUAUGCAGGAACAACAGGACAGAGAGAGCAUGGUACAGGAACUUAAAGAACAAGAUGAGAUAUUAGAGAGGGAGAAAAGAGAAGAAACAGAAAGGAUGGAGAGGGAGAAAAGAGAAGAAACAGAAAGGAUGGAGAGGGAGAAAAGAGAACAGGAGGAAAGAGAGCGGCUUGAGAGGGAAAGGAAGGAACGAGAAGAGCAAGAAAGACUGGAGCGAGAAAAGGAGAGAUUAGAGAGAGAAGAAAAAGAGAGAAUAGAGAGGAAAGAAAGAGAAGAGAGGAAAAGACUGGAGAGGGAGAAAAAAGAGAAGCAAGAAAAAUUGGAGCGAAAAAGCAUGGAAAUGGAAGCGCUUGUGCGAUUGGAGCGAGAGAGAGUGGAAAGAGAGGAGAAAGAGAGAAUAGAGGGAGAACAAGCAGAAAAUGAAAGAUUGGAGAAAGAGCGUAAAGAGAUAUUGGAGAAGGAAAAGAUGAAAAGAGAAGAGAUGAAAAAACAGGAGCGAGAACGACUGAAGAAGAACAAGGAAGAGAAGGAGCAAUUAGACAGGGAAAUAAAGGAGAGAAACCUGAAAGAAAAACUGGAGAGGGAGAAGGAAAGAGAAAAGAGGGAAGCCGAGGAGAAAGAAAAGGAGAUUAAAGAACAACAAGCGAAGGAACAAGGAGAAAAACAAACAAAGAAAGACAACGAAAAUGAGCCAAAAACAUCCACUAGAGGACGCAGAGCAAUGACCAGGAGAACCGUUAUGGUUCCACCCACAACUGAACCACCAGCUGAACCUGAUAUUCUGUCCAGACAACCAGAACCAGUCCCAGCAAGUAUAACUAGGUCUCGCUCUAACUCUGUCAGCUCUGAGAGAUCCACCUCCAACAUAGGUACCCAGGGGAGCAGAGGGAGAGGGGGGAGGAAGACCACCAGCACCACAGAGUCUGCCCCUGGUCCAGACAACCCCACCCGCAACAGCACCAGGAGACGGACGUUGGUCGGGACGGUUGUGGCUCCCCCUACUCCUGUGGGGGUCACAGUGCAGGACAUUCUCUCCAGCGAACAGUUUGUUGCCAGGAGAACCCGCUCUCGCUCCAGCUCCACCAACUCCCACAGCUCCCUCAACUCAGAGGUGUCCACCAGUAUCGCGGCAAGCGUGAGCUCUCAGAGCAAAGGGAGGGGAGGAGGGAGGAAGAAGACUGGAACAGAGUCUGUCUCUCCCAGUAACAGGCAGAGUGAGCAGCCUCCAGCCCUCAAGCCCACAGCCAGAGGCAGGAGAAGCCAGAAAGUAGAGGAUUAUGGUCCACACCCUGAGAUUAAUGAGAAGGCUGAUUCUCAGGAGGCUGGUGGUACCACUAGAGGGCAGAAGAAAACAGACAAAACCAAUGAGCCAGACCCUGUAGUAGCAGAUGAAGAAACCACUCCAGCCCAGGUAACCGAGGACUCCCCCACUCCUAGAGGGAAUGGAAGAGGCCGGGGCCGAGGCGGCCAGAAAGACAACACACCUGAACCUGAAUCCACCACUACAACAGCAGGAGGGGAAACUCGGAGUGAAGAGGGAGUGGGGUCUAAAACAGGUGGGAGAGGGAAAGGGAGGAAGAGGGGGCUGGAAGAGGAGGAGGAGAGCAGUGAGUUCAAGGUUCCCCGGGGGAAAGCUAAGGUUCAGAGGGGAGGGAGACGCAGGGCAGCAGAGGAAGGAGAGAAAGAGGAGAAACAUGCAUCCACUCCAGCAAAGAGAGGCAGAACCUCCACUGCACAGGUGAAAAAGAUAGCAGAGGAGGAGAAGAGUAUGGAGGGACAGAGUGAGAAGAUGGAAGAGGAAGAGGCUGGUGCUGUGCAGAGGAAAGUCCGAGGCAGGCAGUCGACGGUUCAGAUAAAGAAAGAAGAGGAAUCUGUUUUGGACUCUAAUUCUGUGGUAAUGUUCACUCUCCAUCUGCUCCAUCUCUCUCCCUCAGCCAUGGGAGUACACUGAUAUCGCUCUCUCCCUCAGCCAUGGGAGUACACUGACAUCUCGCUCUCCCUCAGCCAUGGGAGUACACUGACAUCUCGCUCUCCCUCAGCCAUGGGAGUACACUGAUAUCGCUCUCUCCCUCAGCCAUGGGAGUACACUGACAUCUCUCUCUCCCUCAGCCAUGGGAGUACACUGACAUCUCCCUCUCCCUCAGCCAUGGGAGUACACUGAUAUCGCUCUCUCCCUCAGCCAUGGGAGUACACUGACAUCUCUCUCUCCCUCAGCCAUGGGAGUACACUGACAUCUCGCUCUCCCUCAGCCAUGGGAGUACACUGACAUCUCUCUCUCCCUCAGCCAUGGGAGUACACUGACAUCUCUCUCUCCCUCAGCCAUGGGAGUACACUGACAUCUCACUCUCCCUCAGCCAUGGGAGUACACUGACAUCUCACUCUCCCUCAGCCAUGGGAGUACACUGACAUCUCACUCUCCCUCAGCCAUGGGAGUACACUGACAUCUCUCUCUCCCUCAGCCAUGGGAGUACACUGACAUCUCACUCUCCCUCAGCCAUGGGAGUACACUGACAUCUCUCUCUCCCUCAGCCAUGGGAGUACACUGACAUCUCUCUCUCCCUCAGCCAUGGGAGUACACUGACAUCUCGCUCUCCCUCAGCCAUGGGAGUACACUGACAUCUCACUCUCCCUCAGCCAUGGGAGUACACUGACAUCUCACUCUCCCUCAGCCAUGGGAGUACACUGACAUCUCUCUCUCCCUCAGCCAUGGGAGUACACUGACAUCUCACUCUCCCUCAGCCAUGGGAGUACACUGACAUCUCGCUCUCCCUCAGCCAUGGGAGUACACUGACAUCUCACUCUCCCUCAGCCAUGGGAGUACACUGACAUCUCGCUCUCCCUCAGCCAUGGGAGUACACUGACAUCUCUCUCUCCCUCAGCCAUGGGAGUACACUGACAUCUCUCUCUCCCUCAGCCAUGGGAGUACACUGACAUCUCUCUCUCCCUCAGCCAUGGGAGUACACUGACAUCUCGCUCUCCCUCAGCCAUGGGAGUACACUGACAUCUCACUCUCCCUCAGCCAUGGGAGUACACUGACAUCUCACUCUCCCUCAGCCAUGGGAGUACACUGACAUCUCACUCUCCCUCAGCCAUGGGAGUACACUGACAUCUUUGCAUAACAACCCUAGUAAUGAAUUAAGUGGUUCAAUGUGCAUAACUGUCAGUUUGUAUACACCCUGUAUUACUGAAUAAUGGUACUCUCUCUCUCUCUCUUCCUCUCGUCCCCCUCUCUUUGCUUCUCUCCUCCCGCUCCUGCUCUUCCCCCUCUCUCUCUUCCACCCCCUACCCCUCUCCG